Alternaria conjuncta is the source of this 1350-nucleotide messenger RNA. RefSeq lists its product as uncharacterized. Gene Ontology annotation, molecular function: mannan endo-1,6-alpha-mannosidase activity. The record is from RefSeq and is a predicted model, not a curated record. Gene Ontology annotation, biological process: fungal-type cell wall biogenesis; carbohydrate catabolic process. The coding region runs from base 1 to 1350 and encodes 449 amino acids. NCBI's taxonomy places the organism in Eukaryota, Fungi, Ascomycota, Dothideomycetes, Pleosporales, Pleosporaceae. The transcript is spliced from 3 exons.
AUGUUCACACGCGCUAGCGUCCUGUCACUCAGUUUGUCAUGCAUUAUCAGCUCUACCGCCGCGCUAGACUUGGAUGUUCAGAACCAGGACUCCAUCAAGGGUGCUGCGAAGACGCUUGCGAACGGUCUCGUUACUUUCUACAAUGAGAGCGUUUCGGAAUCUGGAAUCCCCGGCAUUUUCCCCGAUCCCUACUACUGGUGGGAAGCCGGUCUAGUCUUCAACGCGCUGAUCGACUAUUCAUACCUGACUGGCGAUAGCCAGUAUGACUCUAUCGUUUCCGAAGGCAUCCAAGCGCAGCUUGGUGAGGACUUUGCCUUUAUGCCAGCAAAUCAAACUGGACAAAUUACCAACGAGGAUCAAACCACCUGGGCUCUAGCAGCCCUGACCGCGGCCGAAACUGGCUUCUCAGCACCAGAGAACAGAUCGUGGGCUGAAUACGCUGCCGAGGUAUUCGAUGUGCAGGUGCUAAGAUGGGACGAAGAAACCUGUGGAGGAGGUCUUCGUUAUACAAUCUUCACGUUCCAGUCUGGAUACGACUACAAAUCCAAUGCUGCCACCGGCGACUUCUUCCUCCUGGCUGCCCGCCUAGCCAAGCUUACCGGCAACGAAACUUACUCUGAAUGGGCGGAUAAAUCGUAUACCUGGGCCAAGGACCGGGGAUUGAUCAGCGAUGAUUAUGAUGUUUACGACGGUACUUCUGCCGACUUGAAUAAUUGCGAGGAUGCCAAUCGCAUGCAGUGGUCGUACAUCCACUCGGUAUAUACGGAGGGCUCUGCUAUCAUGCAGAACAUCACAAACGGCGCACAGAAAUGGACCGAUGCUGUACAAGGCUUCGUGAACUCUUCCAAUGUCUUCUUCGAAGACGACAUUCUCACCGAGAUAUCCUGCGAACGUAACGGUCAGUGCACUAUCGACAUGCGUUCUUUCAAAGGUAUCACCGCACGCUCGUAUGCCCGUGCAGUCAUCGCCGCCCCUUCCCUCGCAGAGCCGCUCACCAAGAAGCUCGAAGCGUCCGCCAAAGCCGCCGCUGGUAUAUGCGAAGAGGUUUCGGAAGACGUCAAGUGCUCGCACUCAUGGGAUCAUGCGGAUAGUUUGGAAACUGCUAGCGACGGCAAUUUAGGUGAGGUGUUCAGUGCGCUGGCUAUAGUGCAGAGCUUGCUGUUCUCAAAGGCUAAACCGCUCGCUUCGAAUGGGACGGAAGCUGGAGCUGGUGACAACGCGACGCAGAACGGGGAUGCGUCGGGUACAUCUGGUGCCGAAGUGCCCAAAGAGACGGGCGCGGCAGGGACGAUCGCUGCGAGUGUUACGGCGGUCUUGGCUGUGGCUUUUGCUGCGGCGUUGAGUUGUUAA